CCUGCUCUUGCACCGGUCUCCAUCUCCCAGCAGAAGGCGCAGCCAUGAAUCCGUUAUUCGGCCCCAAUCUUUUCCUCCUACAGCAGGAGCAGCAAGGCCUGGCCGGGCCGCUGGGGGACUCUCUGGGAGGCGACCACUUCACCGGGGGAGGCGACUUGGCCCCGGCGCCGCUCGCCCCGGCCUGCCCCACUGCCUACUCGCCUCCAGGGCCGGGAACGGCGCCCCCCGCCGCCAUGGCUCUCCGCAAUGACCUGGGUUCCAACAUCAACGUGUUGAAGACCCUGAACCUGCGAUUCCGCUGUUUUUUGGCCAAGGUGCACGAGCUGGAGCGCCGGAAUCGGCUGCUGGAGAAGCAGCUGCAGCAGGCGCUAGAGGAGGGUAAGCAGGGCCGGCGGGGUCUGGCGCGCCGCGACCAGGCGGUACAGACCGGCUUCGUCAGCCCCAUCCGGCCCCUGGGGCUGCCCCUGGGCACCCGGCCGGCUGCCGUCUGCACCCCGUCGGCACGGGUGCUGGGCUCGCCCGCACGCUCGCCCGCCGGCCCUCUCACGCCCUCCGCGGCCGGCCACUCGUCGUCCUCCACUGCCCUCGCCACUGCCACCGCCACCGCCACCGCCUACUCCCCGUCCGCCCGCUUCAUGCCGGGCACCAUCUGGUCCUUUUCUCACGCCCGCCGACUCGGGCCGGGACGAGAGCCCACCCUAGUGCAAGGGCCUGGCCUGUCGUGGGUGCACCCCGACGGAGUGGGCGUCCAGAUCGACACCAUCACCCCGGAGAUCCGCGCCCUCUACAACGUGCUGGCUAAAGUGAAGCGGGAGCGGGACGAAUACAAGCGGAGGUGGGAAGAGGAAUACACAGUUCGCAUACAACUGCAAGAGCGAGUGAACGAGCUCCAGGAGGAAGCCCAAGAGGCGGAUGCCUGCCAGGAGGAGCUGGCAAUGAAGGUGGAACAGCUGAAAGCCGAGCUAGUGGUCUUCAAGGGGCUCAUGAGCAAUAACCUGUCAGAGCUGGACACAAAGAUCCAGGAGAAGGCCAUGAAAGUGGACAUGGACAUCUGCCGCCGCAUCGAUAUCACCGCCAAACUGUGCGAUGUGGCUCAGCAGCGCAACUGCGAGGAUAUGAUCAAGAUGUUCCAGAAGAAGCUGUCUCUGCACUUGUCUCCCAUUAAGGUCCCAUCCAUGGGGGGGCGGAAGCGGGAGCGCAAGGCUGCCAGCGAGGAGGACCCCUCCCUGUCGGAGAGUGAUGGGCCCCGCCAGCCCGAUGGGGAUGAGGAGGAAAGCACAGCCCUCAGCAUCAACGAGGAGAUGCAGCGCAUGCUCAACCAGCUGAGGGAGUAUGAUUUUGAGGACGACUGUGACAGCCUGACCUGGGAGGAGACUGAGGAGACCCUGCUGCUGUGGGAGGAUUUCUCUGGCUAUGCCAUGGCAGCGGCAGAGGCCCAGGGAGAGCAACAGGAAGACAGUUUGGAGAAGGUGAUUAAAGAUACCGAGUCCCUGUUCAAAACCCGGGAGAAGGAGUAUCAGGAAACCAUUGACCAGAUAGAGCUGGAGCUGGCCACAGCCAAGAACGACAUGAACCGGCAUCUGCAUGAGUACAUGGAGAUGUGUAGCAUGAAGCGGGGCCUGGAUGUGCAGAUGGAGACCUGCCGCCGCCUCAUCACCCAGUCUGGAGACCGAAAGUCUCCUGCUUUCACUGCGGUCCCGCUUAGCGACCCGCCGCCACCGCCAAGCGAGGCUGAGGACUCCGAUCGCGAUGUCUCAUCUGAUAGCUCCAUGAGAUAG
Molecule: messenger RNA, 1778 nt
Organism: Orycteropus afer afer
Lineage: Eukaryota; Metazoa; Chordata; Mammalia; Tubulidentata; Orycteropodidae
Gene: IFFO1
Product: intermediate filament family orphan 1
Source: RefSeq, a predicted model, not a curated record